Molecule: messenger RNA, 2480 nt
Organism: Colletotrichum phormii
Lineage: Eukaryota; Fungi; Ascomycota; Sordariomycetes; Glomerellales; Glomerellaceae
Exons: 2
Coding region: 162-2399 (745 amino acids)
Biological process (GO): DNA double-strand break processing; DNA recombination; mismatch repair
Cellular component (GO): nucleus
Molecular function (GO): metal ion binding; 5'-3' DNA exonuclease activity; DNA binding
Source: RefSeq, a predicted model, not a curated record
CAAGCCAACCGAGUUGAAGAAGUUCGCCGGUGAGACGCUCGGCGUCGACGCCUACGGAUGGCUUCACAGAGGAGCCAUUGCCUGCGCUGUUGACCUGGCCAAGGGCAACCCCACCCGCAAGUUUGUAUGCCUAACACUGCAUCAGAUAUGUCGACUUCGCCAUGCACCGGGUGAGGAUGCUCAAGCAUUUCGGCGUCACACCAUACAUGGUCUUUGAUGGCGACUUCCUUCCCAGCAAAGCCGCCACCGAGGGAUCCCGCGCUAAACGCCGUGAAGAGAGCAAGAAGGCUGCCAUGGAGCUCCUCAGAGCCGGAAAGUCGUCACAAGCAGCCCUCGAGUUUCAGAAGGCCAUUGAUGUCACACCAGAAAUGGCUCGCAACCUCAUUGACGAAUUGAAGAAGAUGAACAUUUCGUACGUCGUUGCACCGUACGAGGCUGAUUCUCAGCUCGUUUACCUCGAACGCCAAGGCCUCAUCAACGGCAUUCUGUCGGAGGACUCCGAUCUCUUGGUUUUUGGUUGCAAGCGGCUCCUCACGAAACUCGACCAGUACGGCAAUUGCAUCGAGAUCAACCGGAGGGAUUUCUGUGCGGUUCGGGAGGUUUCUCUUACGGGGUGGACAGAUGACGACUUCCGCCGCAUGGCUAUUCUCAGCGGGUGCGACUAUCUUGAGGGCAUCAACAACAUGGGUCUCAAGACGGCGUACCGGAUGAUUCGCAAGUACAAGACUGUUGAUCGACUGGUCCGGAUGAUCCAGUUCGAGGGAAAGCACCGUGUAUCAGAGAAUUACAUGUCUCGGUUUGCUCAGGCGGAGCUCACAUUCAUUUACCAAAGAGUCUACUGUCCGACAACGAAGCGGCUGGUGUGUUUGACAGAACCUGAGGAAGGCAAGGGUGUGGAGGAUAUGCCGUUCAUUGGCGGCUACGUCGAGCCGGCCAUGGCUACGGCAAUUGCACUCGGAGACGUCAACCCUAUCACCAAGGAGACCAUCAUUCCCGCGCCCAUGCCUGGCUCCAAGACCGAUACGAAGAGAAGACAUUCCCAGUCCGCCGAGGCCCUCGCGGCUGCCUCUUCAUCGUCGACCCGCACGCGACAACCGACUAAGCCGAUUGAUUCGUACUUCAAAGGACACCAGCGUAUUCCGAUGGGUGAAAUGGACCGCAAUUGUUUCUCUGUCGAUCCAGAGAGAGUUGCCGCUCUUACUCACAACGGCCUUGUUCCCAGAGUCUUCCCCCUCCCUAGGCCAUAUGUCGGCAACACUUCAUCAUCACAGCCAGCCGUCAGCUCUCGCCCCACACGAACCGCCCGUUCAAAUACCUCCCCUCGCCUCUUACGACGACGGACCGAGCCCAUCCAGGACUUACUGCAACAAAAUGCUCCUAGCAGCUCUGACGGAACCCGUCGUAUCACCGUUGGUGAUGCGACAAAUACCCUGGUCGAUAUUGAUGCGCUAAUGAAAGGCGGUUCCCAACGGCCUCCCAAGAAGGUCCGUCUCUGUGCAGACACGGACAUCACCGAAACGAAAACUGAGGAAUCCCAAAAGAGCAAGUUCUUCUCAAAGAAUGGAAGCUCGAACAGCAAGAGCAAGGACAGUUUCCUGUUCUCAGACGACUCCAUCGACGAGGCACUGCUCAAUCUCCCCGACAUUGACGGAUGGCAUGCCCCGAAGCCGAAGUCAAUAUCGGUCUAUGAAGAGAGUCAGAACACGAAUACGGGAACGGAGGCAACUGCCGGCACGGACAGCCAGUUCAGCAAGGACGGGGAGAUAUCAGCUACGCCGCAGACUGAUCUGUCCGAAGUAGAUGACGUCGAGCCGACCAAGCCUGUCUCGUCACUCCCAGAGAAGAACAUGAGACGGACGUCACUACAGCGAUUUGCCUUCAGUUCUCAGCCCAGCCCUGCCGCCUCAAGCCAGCCUGACACGCCGAGCACCAUUGCCUCUCAGCAAUCAUCGACUUUCACGCCCUCGACCGCUGCCCCCUCCACUGCGGCAUCCUCAAUCACCUUUUCGGCUAGCUCAAUCGCAGCCGGUCCGUCCAAGACCACUCCGCUUCUCACUCCGCUGCAGCGGAUGGGAGCCCGUGCCCUCCAGCGCAAAAACCCGCCUGCCCGGCGGCCCCUGUCUCCAACUAAGAGCACGAUACAGCGGAGCCCCAAGCGCAGUCCCCGGAAGAGCCGGCUACUCAAGUCGUUCCCCGUCAACCCGUCGUUUGUGCCUCUGCCCAAGGUCGACCUGGCCGAGGUCGAGGCUCUGAACGCGCCGUGCGGAAGCGAAGACCAGAUCAUCCCCGAUAGCGACGGCGAGAUUGAUGACGAUGUCUUUGCCCAAGACCUUGGCCAGAAGGACGACAGCGACUCCAUGCCCAAGGCACUGAACCUUUCUCGGUUUGUAUACAACUGAAGCAAUUAUUAACCACAUGUCGAUGCGAUACCCACAAACGUUGCGUCAUUAUUUUGUUCUAUCCACUUUGGAAGCAGGCGU